Messenger RNA from Nematolebias whitei (Rio pearlfish), 1227 nucleotides. RefSeq names its product melanocyte inducing transcription factor a (gene mitfa). Gene Ontology annotation, molecular function: RNA polymerase II cis-regulatory region sequence-specific DNA binding; DNA-binding transcription factor activity, RNA polymerase II-specific; protein dimerization activity. Gene Ontology annotation, biological process: melanocyte differentiation; regulation of transcription by RNA polymerase II. The record is from RefSeq and is a predicted model, not a curated record. Lineage: Eukaryota; Metazoa; Chordata; Actinopteri; Cyprinodontiformes; Rivulidae. Bases 1 to 1227 code for a protein of 408 amino acids. The transcript is spliced from 9 exons. Gene Ontology annotation, cellular component: nucleus.
AUGCUGGAAAUGCUUGAAUAUAGCCACUAUCAGGUGCAGUCUCACCUGGAAAAUCCAUCCAAGUACCACAUCCAGCAGGCUCAGAGGCAGCAGGUGAGGCAGUACCUGUCCUCCACUCUGGGUGGGAAAGCUGCAGGCCAGUGUCCAAACCAGACCCCCGAGCACAGCAUGCCACCCGGACCCACCGGCAGCGCACCCAACAGUCCCAUGGCCUUGCUCACCCUCGGCUCACACUGUGAGAAGGAGUUACCGUGUAUCAAACAGAUGGACGACGUCAUCGAUGAUAUUAUUAGCUUGGAGUCAAGCUACAAUGAAGAUGUUCUCGGACUGAUAGACCCAGCACUCCAAAUCAACAGUCCGCUCCCUGUGUCUGGGAAUUUACUGGAUGUGUACAACAGCCAAGGGCUUCCACUCCCAGGUCUGUCUAUCAGCAACUCCUGUGCACCCAACAUUAAAAGGGAAUUCAUAGCUCCUGGCAUGAAGCAAGUACUGGACAAGUCUGGAUCCUGUGGUCAGUUCGAAAGCUAUCAAAGGCCUGAGGGCUUUCCAGUAGAAGCUGAAGUUCGUGCUCUUGCUAAAGAGAGACAGAAAAAGGACAACCACAACUUAAUUGAACGCAGACGGAGAUUCAACAUCAACGAUCGCAUAAAAGAGCUGGGCACCCUAAUACCCAAAUCAAAUGAUCCAGACAUGCGCUGGAAUAAGGGCACCAUUCUGAAGGCUUCUGUGGACUACAUCAGGAAACUUCAGCGGGAGCAAGAGAGAGCCAAGGAGCUGGAGUGUAGGCAGAGGAAGCUGGAGCACACAAACCGCCACCUGAUGCUUCGUAUACAGGAGCUGGAGAUCCAAGCCCGAGCUCAUGGUCUUACGGUGGUGUCCUCUCCAUCGAUCUGCACAUCAGAACUGAUGGCUCGGGCCAUCAAACAGGAGCCCAUUCUUGGCGACUGCCCGUCUAAUCUCUACAAUCACAGCUGUGGCCCAGACAUGUCUCCCCCAACCACACUGGACCUCAACAACGGCACCAUCACCUUCGACCAGGUUCCUGCAGACUCCGGUGAUCCCGAGACAUAUGGGAGCUCCAGGACCUGUAAAAUGAAGGAGUUGAUGAGGGACAACACACUCGGGCUAAUUUCCCCGAGUGAUCCUCUGCUGACCUCGAUGUCCCCGGACGUCUGCAAUAACCACAGUUCCAGCUCUAGCAUGGAGGAGAAGGACCACAGCUGUUAG